AUGAUAAAUAAAUUAGAAAUAUUACCAAAUGAAAUAUUUAUAAAUAUAUUUUCUUAUUUAUCAUGGGAUGAUAUAUUAAUGUCAUUAUGGUCAUUAAAUGAACGUAUUAAUUCUAUUAUUUGUUCAUUAUUUUCAAUAAAUAAAAAUGGUAUUAUAUUUAAUAAAUCAGUUUUAUCUUAUAAAAUAUUUUCAUCUAUAUUAUUACCAUUAAUAUUAAAUUCAUCAUUUCUUUCUUCGAAUAUAAAAUAUAUUUAUUUUGAUGGAAUUAAUUCAAUUUCUUUUGAUUUUAUUUAUCAAGAAAUAUUUUCUAAUAAUGAUAAACAAAGAAUUUGUUUUCCUAAUCUUAAAUCACUUUAUAUAACUCAAUGUUUAUUAUCUCAAUCAUUAAUUGAAAUAUUAUCUUUACUUAUUCAAUAUCAAUUAAAUCAACUUACAUUAACAUUUAAUAAAGAUGUCUACAAAAUAUCUGAAUAUGGAAGUGAACGUUCCUCAGCCGCAAUUAAUCGAAGUAAUCAAUAG
Molecule: messenger RNA, 519 nt
Organism: Rotaria sordida
Lineage: Eukaryota; Metazoa; Rotifera; Eurotatoria; Philodinida; Philodinidae
Source: the annotation of a GenBank genome assembly